AUGUCCUCUCUCCGCACUUCCUUUGCUAUCUGGAAAGCAGAGCGAAAGUCGAUAAUCAUCCAUCUUCAACCUCUGCUUCUACACGUCUUCAAAGCAGGCGGCCCUUCCGCUGUAAAGAGGAAGGUUCGCUGCGAUGAGACAAAACCUCAGUGCAACACAUGCUUGCGACGGGGAACAAAGUGUCCAGGCUACAGGCCUACACAAUCAUUCAUCCUCCACAAGUUCGACGAUCAAAACGAAAAGCCAGCUUUGAUCAAAGAAGAUGAGAACUGUUACAAGUAUGCAAACCAGGCUUCGACACCAAAGCAAGCUUCUGGAAAUACGCCCACUCGAGCUGCAGCCCGCUUGCAGGUCGCAGAGGUCAAGCCUCCUGCGACUCCCAUACCAAAACAAGUCAGCGCGGUAGCUACUGAUCGCAUCCAACAUCUAGGCAAUUUCAUUGCGCUUUAUCUUCCACGGGCUGAUGGCCCAGCUUUGCCGCCUCCAUCAGCGUUGAUACGCGGCUUGCCUACGAUGCCUGCCAACAGCAAAGUCCUUUUGGCUGCAGUCGACGCCCUUUCCGCGGCACAAAUCGCGGUGGAUAAAAGGAAUUAUCUUCUCAUCAACCGCUCUAGAUCGCUCUACGGCACGGCAUUAAGUCAAAUGAUGCAAGCAAUCCAGGACCCAGUCAUGGCCGUAAAAGACGAGACGUUGAUAUCAACUUAUCUGCUGUCACUUUACGAGGUAUUCGUAGGAAUCAGUCAAGGCCAUGGGUUCUUCUACCACAUGCAAGGGCUUUUACGUCUUCUCAAACAGCGAGGUCCUGCCUCGUUUGAGAAUCGACUGAGCAUGCAAAUAUUCCACGCGAUACGUUACAACUCUUUGACCAUCGGUUACCACAUGCGCAAAGCUUCGAUGCUCGACAGUCCCGAAUGGUUGGCAGUGACUGUCAAAGCUUCGAAACUCGAUCCAUAUGUCGCAUUGAACGACAUAUGCAUAGCGAUCCCGCGGCUCUUGGAACGCACAGACAAGGUUGCUGCGAAUGGCAACCCACAAGCCGAGAUCGAUUCCUUACUGGAGGAUUCCCAAGAUCUCGCAAAUCGUGCAUUCGAGUGGAUCUCGCUUUUUGAAAGGCAUGGUCCUCGCUAUGACAAAGUCAGUGUCGAUUCAAUGCUCGGCUUCCUGAAUAUUUGUUCUGACCGCUUGUUCGAUCCCGUCUUUGACUUCCACUACUUCAGUGCUGGCAUCUGUUAUAUGAUCUAUUGGAUGAGCAUGUUGAUUAUGCAAGGCAACACAUUCAAACUACUACGGCAACAUCGCAAGUUGGAGAUGAAGCAGCUCGUUAUGUGGGAUCGCCAGCUAGUUGGGUAUGCCGAUUGCAUAUGCAGGAGCAUACCGUAUAACUGUCGGCCCUUUACAGGGUACACGGCUAAAUUCGGAUCUCUCACGCCCCUCGUUGUGGCACGAAAAUUCUACGAAGCCAGAGGUGCAAAGAAAGAGGCCGGAUGGUGCGAGACGGUAUACCUGGGCGCAAGGGUACCGGGCUUAUACCAGUCGGCCACUCCUCUCGAACCACUCAAGGAAGUGAAAGACACAGUCAAGGAUAGCAACAAGUUCAUCUAA
This is a messenger RNA of Plenodomus lingam JN3, 1602 nucleotides long. NCBI's taxonomy places the organism in Eukaryota, Fungi, Ascomycota, Dothideomycetes, Pleosporales, Leptosphaeriaceae. The record is from RefSeq and is a predicted model, not a curated record.